AGCCUCACAACCUUCUUUAUUUUUUUUUCUUCCUGCACGGCUGUGUACCAAUAGGGCGCGACCAGCGCAUGCGAUGAACUGUCAGGAGCUCCAGGAGGAGCUGACGGUCCAGGAGGUGAUUCUGGACUCGCUGCAGGGCGAGACGUUUGAGGGUGUGGAACAGGACCGCGAUGAGGCUCGGGCGGAGAUUUCGAGGCUUAAGAGGGCGUUGAAGGCCCUUUCCAAGGCGAAAAAAGAUGAGGAAGAUGGCCGAAGCGUAACACCGCAGCGGAGGAUGGGCCCAGAUGUUCCAGCAACGCCAGUCCAUAACCGGGUAACACCAGCCACUGCUGGUCCCUCGAGGCCGCACUACAGCGCAGCCGCUAUGGAGACUCCACACAGGCCGUUGACUGCUGCAGAUGGAGUGAGUCCAGCCUCGCUGUCGCUGAGGAAUCGAAAGCGGGACUUUGAGUCAACCCAUUUGGAUGCUGGCCGUGAGUCGAGUAAGUCUCGACGGACGACCCCAAUACCUUUUGGAGUCCGCCCAAGAGCUGUUGCCCCUCCUUCACUAUCAGACGAAGAAGUCGAGAUUAUUGACCUGACUGGAGCUGAUGUGGAAUCCGAUGCGACGUACAUUGCAGAACAGAUUCGACAAGCAGAUAGACACGAGCAGGAGAAAGCAGAUAGAGAGAUGGCCAUUUUUCUUUCAAGCCAAGACUCACAACCCUCCUACCCUCGUGCUUCUGGGCCACCUAGAAGCUCUGACCCCGAGCAGCCUUCAGCCUUUGACAGGAUAAUGGCCACACAGCGCUCUAAUGCCCAUCAAGCUCCCUUAGAAAUCCUCUCUGACGAUGAGUUAAGGCCAUCAAAUCCUCGAAUCGAGUCUAAUGGAUCCCAUUCAGCAUCAUGGAACUCUAUCGUGGCCGGAACUGCUCCAGGCUCAAGUUUUGAUAAUCCAUACAGCCUUUUGUCAGGAUUCGGAGACCCGCAGCAACUGCAGGUGGAAUAUCCCCUCGGAGCUCCCAAUGCUAAUAGCUUUGUGCCCGGAUCAUAUGCAGCCAUGACUCAACCUUUUGCAGCCGCAUCUCCUUAUAGCAACGGCCAUAUGCAGCAUAGAUUAAAUGGACAAAUGCCAGGAACGUUUCCUGGCAUGGCCAGAGCACCGACUCUUGCGAGCAAUGCUAGCCGAACACCUUUGUCGGAUAUCAUCAAUAGAACUGGCAUGUUUGAUUAUAUUAACGGACUAGAUGAGCUCGGAAAUCCGUUGCCUAGCCGCAUAAUGGACUACAUCAACGACUCAUUACAUGAUCCCAAGGUUACAGAACAGGAGUUGGAUGAUUUGCUGAAGAAUAUCCGCCCUGACAUGGAUAUCCCAGAAGGCAAUCGCGAUGGAACACCAGAGGGUCUUAAGAAUUCCCUCUACCCUCACCAAAUUGUCGCAUUGACAUGGAUGAAGAAGAUGGAGGAGGGAACCAACAAGGGUGGCAUUCUGGCCGACGAUAUGGGUCUUGGUAAGACUAUAUCAACAUUGGCCCUUAUGCUGUCCCGCCCAGCAAAGUCCCGCCCUAAGACCAACUUGAUUAUUGGCCCGCUGGCCUUGAUUCGACAAUGGGAAGAAGAAAUCUACAAAAAGACGAGAGCAUCACAUCGACUAUCUGUGUUUGUGUAUCAUAACAAAAAGGCGACGACCGAUGAUCUCCUCAAAUUCGACGUUGUGUUGACGACGUAUGGCACAAUAGCUCAAGAGCUAAAGCGCCUGGAUAAAUUCAUGGAAGAAAACUCGAGCCGCAACAUCGAUUUUAACGAUCGAGCUAUUGCAACCAAGUUUCCACUUUUGAACCCGAGAAAGUCCAUUUUCUACCGAGUUAUUCUCGAUGAGGCGCAAUGCAUUAAAAACCAGCAUACCAAGACUGCCAAGGCGUGUCACAAGUUGAGAGCGACACAUCGAUGGUGCCUUACUGGAACUCCUAUGAUGAACGGAGUUGGUGAGCUCUUUUCCCUGCUAUGCUUCCUCCGCAUAAAGCCAUACUGUGUGUGGGAACAGUUCCGCCAGAGCUUUGGUGUGCUCUUUGGGAAAAACGGUGAUCCCAAGAGUGUUGCCAUGAAUAGACUUCGUGCUCUCCUCAAGGCUAUUAUGCUUCGUCGUAAAAAGGACUCCCAGUUGGAUGGAAAGCCUAUUCUCCGGCUGCCACACAAACACGAAGAAGUCUUGUAUGCCGAGCUGUCCAAAGAUGAGCGCGAUUUCUACAACCAACUUGAGAAGAAAUCUCAGGUACAAUUCAGCAAGUAUCUGCGCGAUGGUAGCGUGGGCAAGAACUACUCGAGCAUCCUUGUUCUACUGCUUCGACUACGACAAGCAUGCUGCCAUCCCCAUCUCAACCUGGACGUGGAUGACACUGCACCAAUCUCUAGUGAGGACAUGCUUGAGCUAGUCAAGAGCCUAGAUGCAAAUAUUGUGGCAAGGAUCAAAGAGUCUGACGCAUUUGAGUGUCCCAUAUGUUACGAUGCUGUUCAGUCUCCUAUGUUUUAUAUCCCUUGCGGACAUGAUUCUUGUCAACAGUGUCUGACUCAACUGGUUGACAGCGCAGCUGCGGCGAAUCUCCAAGAGGGCAAUGAAAGUGACAAGGCUAAGUGCCCUGUUUGCCGUGGACUCUUCGAUCCUAGAAAGUGUUUCACCUAUGAUGCAUUUCAAAAAGUGCAUAUGCCCGAAUGUGUCCAACCAUCGGCUGCUGAAGAAGACGACACUGACAGCUCAGACGCUGACGAAGAUGGCUCCGACGACGACGACGACGAUGAUGAGGUAGAUCGUUAUGGCGAUUUGAAAGAUUUCAUUGUGCAUGAUGAACCCGAGUAUGAUGUAAAAUCAGAAGAUCAAGAGGGAAUCAAAAAGGAAAAGAAGAAGAAGAGGAAGGGCAAGAAGAAGCAAGCCGAAAUUAAGCCCUCUAUGUUGAAGACUCUUCGUCACGAAGCAUCCAAAAACAGACAGGCGUUCAAGAGGUACAUGAGCUACCUGAGGAAGACUUGGCUACCCGCUGCCAAAGUGUCGGAGUGCAUGAACCUUUUAAAACAGAUUUACGAAACCGGAGAAAAGACAAUUGUGUUUUCUCAGUGGACUCUCUUGCUGGAUUUACUGGAGGUGGCUAUGUGGCACGACAAUUAUCCAGGCAAACUGAGACGAUACGAUGGAAGCAUGAGUUCAGAGCAGCGAUUUGAUGCAGCAAAGGACUUCCGUGAUAAGAACGACGUCAAGGUCAUGCUGGUGUCUCUUCGCGCGGGAAAUGCUGGACUCAAUCUCACCGCAGCAUCUCGCGUCGUUAUCAUGGAUCCCUUUUGGAAUCCAUACAUUGAGAUGCAGGCUGUUGAUCGCGCAUACCGCAUCGGCCAAAAGAAGGAGGUGAAGGUAUACCGCAUCCUAACCAGUGAGACUGUCGAAGAUCGAAUUGUCGAGCUCCAGAAUCGGAAGAAGGAGAUGGUGGAGGCGGCCCUCGAUGAAGCCGAAAGCAUGAAGAUUGGACGUCUCAAUGUGAAUGAACUGAAAUUUCUUUUCAACGGCCGCUAGAGUGCUCUCAAGAUGCAUUUGCGAGCUUUAUAACAGAUUUUUUUUCUUUCUUUCUGUGGUUUGUUCUGUUUUCUUUCUUUUCUUUCUCUACUAACACUUUUCCCUUCUUGGGGAAAUUUGAGAGAUUUGAGAAGUGUUUUGCUUUUAAGAUGUGUUUUAUAUUCCUAUUUUGCGAUUGCUCGCAAAGAUUUGAUGGUUUACCCAAAAACCUUUCCAGCGCACAAGACGCUGCUCUGGCAAUAGCGGAAGGGUCAAGGAUCGUAUAGGUUUGCAAGGGUCGAGAAAGGCUGACACUUGACAUGUUUAAUGAAAUUGAUGAUAGAUAUGACGAUAGUUUACGCACACGCUAAGAUAUUUCUUUUUAAGUAGAAAUACUAGAAAUUCAUUAUAUGACAUGCA
This is a messenger RNA of Trichoderma asperellum CBS 433.97, 3937 nucleotides long. Lineage: Eukaryota; Fungi; Ascomycota; Sordariomycetes; Hypocreales; Hypocreaceae. The record is from RefSeq and is a predicted model, not a curated record.